UCGAAAUUAUUUUUCCCAAUUUUUUUGCAGCUGGUAAAGACACUUUGUGGGGGGUUUAGAAGGUUCCUGCAAGCGACCGACUCAGAGCAAGCAACGUGCAUAUGUAGACAAAUUUUGUGUGUGUUUAAUAGCAAAGAAAUUCUUAACUUAAGGAAAAAAGCAUGGAAAAAGUGUAGAAAAAUCAAAGAAAAUACAGAAAAGCAAAAGAAUCUUCCCAAGGAAGGAGAAAAUUUAUUAAGGAAAAUUUGCUAAAAGUGAAAAGUGCAAAAAGCCUUAAAACGAAGAAGAGGUAGUGAUUUGUGUGAACGUGUGCCAUGAUUUUGUGAAAAAGUUUUUCAUUCACACUCGCUUGUGUAUACUCACCAAGGGGGUGGUGAUGCGGGUGGUCGGCAAUGUUCAAAUGUGAUACUUGAUACUGUUCAAAAUUCCUUUGGACCAAUUGUUGUGUAUACAUAACAAAGCAGCCGAAGCAGCAGCAUAAUCGCACAAAGGCACUCGACUGGAUUUUUUAUGCGAGUGGAGAGCCAGCCAACACCGCCUUGUUCAUAGAGCCGCGGCGACAAUAUCAUAGCUUCUUUUGCGACUUAACUUCACUUCAUAUGCUGGCUGUUACUGCUGCACCAGUAGUUCUGUGAAUGUGGGUAGCCGACUGAGUUCCUUGAGGCCACAUAAAUUCUACCUUCCGUUUGCUGAAGAUAAAGUCAAGUGUGGUAGGGUAGUUUUCCCACGGGCCAAACAACCUAACAAGAGUAACAGCAGCAGCAGCAGCAGCAACAAAACUAGUUAGGAAAAACACCCUGCAACAUACAGACUCACCGCACACGCACACACACACACAUGGAGUAACUCCUGGGAACACUCUUGCAUACUCAAUACAAAAUGUGUGAGUCAGUCAAGUAGUCAGUCAGAGUCAGUCAGCUUGGGCUAGAACUCCAACUUCAAUUGCUAUCGCCUCAAUUUAGUGCUCACUCAAGGAGUUGAAGUUUAUGCAGUUACAAACACACAAACACUCACACACAUGGACUUCCCCUAUACAUGCUGUUUAUGCUGAUAUGUAAGUGGUAUAGGUGUAUGUGUGCCACACUUCAUAGUUCAGUUCAGAAUGAAGAUAUGAAGUGCAGUAUGUCGUCGUCUUCAAUGAAACAUCAAAUAUUCAAAAGUCUCGCUUAAGUUUCCGUCUUUCGCGUUUUCUGAAUCGCUAUUAAGUUAAAGUAAGCGUGAUAAUGUAGUUGGGGCACCCCAGGCCAAAGCCGGUUGGAAGAGAGGUCCUCUAAGCCCAAACGAAUAGAAGGUGUAAUCGUAUGUGUGGGUGUGUGUGCCUGUGGGUGCAACAAGAACUUCCACAACGCACACUGUGAUGCCAGCAAACAUAUAGACAAGCCCUUAGAAAUUUCCUGAAAACCCAGUUUGUAAAGAAUUCAAGCUCCAAAAGCAGAACAAUAGUCUCACUCUUGAGGAGAAGAGUACGAGGGGGAAGAGCUUGCAGAGAAUGCAUCAUAAUUACAACACAAAACAACUGUGCCCUUAAUAAGAAAACAACGAAUAUCUCUACAAAAGAAAACCCGUCAGUGUUAGAACAACCUCUGGCUCCCUACUCCCUAGCAGCAUCAUCCUUUUAGUUAGGAGUCAAUUUUUUUAAAACUAAAAAACAAGAGCAAAAAACGACUGUGUGUGCCAAAGUAGAUGUUGGAGCAGUAGCAGGAUUAAAGUAAAUAAACAAAAGGGCCAGAGAGAAGCAAAAGGAAGUGCUCACAAAACUACUGAAAAGAUUCCCACAGAGUUGUGUGUGAAUCAUCACAAACACCAUUAUCAUCGUCAUCCUUUACAAAAGGCUGCUUAAAAGAUUUUGCUUGAAACUUUAACAUCACUAAAUGCUGCAAGGAUAACUAACACUGACAUUACACACAGAAAACCUCCUUGAGGUCUUCGAAUAAAUGCUGUCUAAACAAAUCCUAUUUGCUUUGCAAGGACUAUGAACUUUUACAUGAAUCACAAUCCUUACUUUGCAAAGCCAUGAAAAAGAAAUUGAAGAUAUGUUAACCCCGCCCCCUAGAAGGAGAAGCACCGCACCAGUAAUAAUUUAUAGUUCCUCGAAAGUCAUCAAAACAUUGAAAGUUAACUAAACCAAUUAGAUAGAGAAAUAUCCUAUCCAAACAACCAACCAACCAAUCAACCAAUCAAUCACCCAUAGACGCAUUUCACCAAUCGUUUAAGGAUUACUUAGGAGAAUUUUUAAGCCUCUCCCCCCACCCCCUAUAUAUAGAGUCUAGGUAAUGGAACGCAUGUGGCGUAAAGUCAAUCAUAGUUUUGGCGGUGGCCGCAACACCAAGACCCAGGGUCACAAUUCGGAUACCCCCAACUCUGCCGGUGGUUUUGGUGAUGGCCAAGUUGUGGUAGCUGUUGCCGGUUCUAGUUCAGCCACUGGACGCCGUUUGGCUGCCAGUGGUCAAAUGCCUGCACCUCAUUUGCCGUCCGCAACAUCAACUGCCAUCAGUGGUGGUGGUGGUGGCGGUGGUGGCAAUGCCUCUGCCACUUGUGCUUCCCAAUCAACUGCCAACAACAACGAUCCUUCGUCUGGUGCCACAGUCAUGGGUCAAUUUCGUAAAUCAUUGAGUCAACAUGUUUUGCAGCCUCGCACCGCCUCAUCGGAACGAAGAAGACGUCGUCGACGCAAGCCACGACCACGCCGCACUGGUGUCAGUUGUGUGGGAGGAGGUGGUGAUAAUAUGUCCUCCUCCGGUGGCUUUUAUACUAUCAACGAAUCACAUGAACCCAGUCGCUAUCAUCGAUCUCAUCGCACUGCCCGCGUUAUGGCCAGCUCAGCUCCUUUGGGUACAGUUCUAAUGUAUCCCAACACCAAUACAGGUCGUGACACGGCCACCAGUGCAACAACAGCUGUAGGUGGUGGCACUGCAUCAAGGACACCUUCGGCGGAGACACAAGGUGGCGGCACAAUAGCCGUGUCCUCAAGUUCUACAGCACCGGAUAUUUCUUUGCGUCAAAGAGCUGUGGCUAAAUUGCGUAUGUUCAAUUUCCAUUUGAAUUGGGAUCUUCAGAUGACUCAUUGCAAACCCUGCGGCAGCGGCAGCGGAGGCAAUAUAAUCACGCGACGCCUUUGCCGCAAUCGUCGCCGUGAGGACAAUGAGCUGUAUCGCUCCAACAGCUUUAAGUUUGAGCGUUUCGAGCGCAAGGAAUAUCUGGAGGAAUUGGCUGAUACUUUGCAAAAGCAGAUUGCUAUCUGUGAUGAUUAUAGUCUGCCUGUGGACUUUGUUAAAAAGCGACCGUCCAGUUUUGAUCCCUGUUUAGCUGAGGCAUUGCCAACCAAUCCCGAGAAUUGGGUAGCCGCCAGUCCCCAACAGGAAUUUCUAACAUUCGCCGAACUUCAACAACAACAACAGCAGCAACAACAAUCCGAUCCCCAGGUACCACCACCUCCGGCUCCCUUAUCGACUUUACCCUCCAGAGUCAAUGCCCAACUGUUGGCCGCUGCUGCUGCCUCGAACUCGAACGAAGCACCAACAGCCCACAGCACUUUGCCCACACAAACUGGGGUAGGCCAUCACCAGAAUACACAGCCCUCACAGACUCUACAACAGCAUCACCAUCACCAGCAUCAUCAGCAACAGCAUCAGCAUCAGCAUCAGCAUCAGAAAAAAUCACAUACUCAACGCAGCCAGACACAGCAACGUUUACCACAUCCGUCAGCAGCUGCCGUAAUAGCUUCGACAGCCACCACAUCCACACUACAAGUGGUUGCUGGCGGUGGAAGUGGAGCAGUUGCAGGUGCAGGAGCUGGUUCAUCGGCAACCGCACCCUUGCCACCACCCCUGCCCGCAGGCCUAACCUCGGUGCAGCAAAGUCAGAAUUCGGCCAUUAAGCAGGCAUCAGUCAAACUCAUCGAAGGUUAUUCGGAUCCCAAAGAUACGAAACGACGCCACAAAAAAGUCUAUCACAAGAAGGCCAAGAGGAAAGCCCAGGCCAAGAGAACAGCAUCGGCGCAACAAAAUCAAACCCCUGGAUUGCAGCAGCAAUCCACAACUAAGCAACCAACCGGUAAUGGGCAGACAUUAACAACUCCUCCUCAAACCAAGGAAAAGGAUAAACGCAGCAAUUACAGUUCAGAUUCCUCGGCUCCCAAGUCCUCGGAUGACGAAGACGAUAAUCAAUCUGUCAAAGUUCCUGAUUUAAAUUCUCCCGAUAGCAUUUCUGAUGAUUUGGUUAAGCCCUUGCCCUCUCAAUCGCAUCGCAGUCCUCGCAAAUUGACCGCUUCCCAAUCGGAAUACGGCAGCAAGCGUAACCCUUCACCCUAUUACUACUCGGAUCUUCUCAAACCCAAAGAUCCCACCACAACAGCCUCGGCUCAGGCUCUCAACGAGAAGGAGCUCAAACAGAAAAGUCGCCAAUCCACCGUCUCGGAGCCACCCCAAUCAUCUUCCCAACUAUUCUCCCAACCUAGCCAACCCUAUCGCAAAAGCACCAGCCUAGACGUACCCGAGCGUUCGGAGCAGGAGCGCGAAGAGCAAGAGGACGAAUUUGAUGUCACCGAGGCUACCACCAGCAACACGGUAUUGCCUGCCGGUGAGGACGCCACCAAACGCUACUCCUUCACCGAGGACGGUGUUCACAUCAUACGCUGCGACUCCCCCUCCACCACUACCUCGGAGGAGUCGGAUUGCAGCGAGUGUUUGAAGCGUCGCGAGUGGCAUGCUCGAGCCUUAGCCUUGGUGCGCAAAACUUGCAACGUCCAACCCUUGAUACCAGCAGCUGCCGAUUACGGCAACAUUUGUCAAGAGCCCUCGGAGGAUUUGAAUUGUGGCAAUUUCGCUGAGCAAUCUACACCACCGUCAAUGCCACCGCAUCGACUGCUGGGUCCUGCUGCAGUUUGUGCCUGUGUAGCCCCCUCCAUUGGUGAUGAUAUAGACGAGUACUUUAGGCCACGCAGCAUUUUCUAUGUCCAUCCCCAUGGCGUUCAUGAGUGCGUUGACUGUGCCCCAGACUCAAAGAACCUAAACCACAACAGCUCACGCAGCAUUUUGGAUAGCAGUAGUCUGGCCCAGUCGGACAACGCUUUGGACGAGGUAUCCACUGUUGGCGAUCUAGAGGACGACAUGUCGGGCCGUACGCGCCAGAUUUACGAGACCGCCUUCGAUUGCAAGAUAGCCAAGUCCGAUGAUGACUUGGAUGAGGUGGAUCGCAUCAACAAUCAUGCAGUGCUGCUGCAACUCAACAAUGGCAAUGGACCUCCCCCCAAAACGGAGAGCCGCAACUCCAAGUCCAAGAGCCGUUUGGAUGGCAAACGUUUGAAGAACUCCAAGAAUCAGGCCAUACAAGAACAGGCCACCAAUUCGGGCGGCAACAAUAGCGGCAGUGGUUCGCCGCUAACGGUGGGUGCGGGCAGCAAUCGCAGCACCGAACCCUUGGCCACCAGUGUGGGGGGCCUCUCCUCGGAAUUGAACAAUGUCCACAUCAGAGAAGCGGAGGUGGAUCAACAGAACAAUCCCACAACGUCCAGCUCACAGUUGCCCAUGCGCGGCUACACACCAUCGCCUCCAUCCACAGCGCCACUGCCCAUGAAGUUUCCCGGCAAGCAUGAGCGUUUUUUUAUGAACAGCAUACGAAGUGCACCCAACCUGCCAUCAUCGAAUCCGGCCCAUCCACGUUUGCGCGAUCUCCGUCUUCCACUGCAAUCCAAUUUGGGGCGCCAGCAGCAGCAACAAACGACCUCCUCGCUGGCCACAAGCAAUGAGAACAGUCUUACCGAUAGUGCUUAUGUAAAUCCACCAUCUUCCAUAGUACACCACCAACACAAUAACAGUCAUCACCACCAUCACCUUUCAUUACAUCAGGGCGCGAACAAUGUAAGCGGCAGCUCUAGGUCCCGCAGCCGGCCCCGGUCGUUUGUGCUGGAGUCGGGGCGGGUGCUGGAGCUGCGGAAGAGCCACGCCUCCCACCACCACCACCAUGUUGGCAAUGGCAGUCGCAGGCCGCAUAACUACUCCUCGACCGAAAGCAUAGCAACAUCGAGUAGUGGUGGCAGCAUGGAAUCGCUACGCUCGAGCACCAGCGAAGGCAAUCGUAGCACAUCCAGUUCAGAGUCAAGGCACUCGACCUCGUUGAGUUCACAUAGCUCUGAAUCUGGCAGCUCGAGUGUGGCCUUUCCCCUAAGAGCACCCGUGGUCAUACAUUCCAAAUUGCAUAUCCUCAGUCCCAUAUCAGACAAAUCGUCCCAAGAACCGGCCUCUGAAUUGUCUGAGCAGAACAAAACCCAAAACGCCUCACCCGAAGAUGGUGGACCAGCGUCGGGCCAUGCCAACAGCCAACACCAUCAGCAACAGCAACUGCAGCAGCAACAGCAACAACACCAGGAACGAGAGAAUAUGCGACCCACACCUCAGCUACAAAUCGAUGCUUUGAAGAAACGAAGACCACCGGCCAAUAAAACCCUAAUGCAGUUGACAGAUGAAAUUCUGGGUUCGGACAGUGGCAUUUCGCUGCAUUCGCGCGAGGAUGGCAAGCCAUUGAUGAGCUUGCAGAAGUUCACAUUGCCCACAUUGAAUUUUCCGCCCAAUGACAAGGGCAACAAUCAUAGUGAUAUCAGUGCGGUGGGAGCCAUGAGCAAUAGUGUGGGUCUGCCGCAAGAUUUAAGAGAUCUUCCGUUCGAUAUGCCAAAGCUGAGAAGGAGAAAAACUUUGCAGCAGGAUGCUUGUACUUCGGGUAGUGCUACUUCGGUGGAUCUGGGAGAUUUACCCUUCGAUAUGCCGAAAUUGCGCAGACGCUUAAGGGCAAAUCAGGCUGAGAUCAAUAAUCUUAUGAUGCAUAGCACCGAGUCCAGUGGUAUCUCACAGGCCUCAUCGAGUCACUCUAUGAGGGAUGACAAUAAUAAAACCGCUAUGAAACUUGAUUCUGCCAUUUUCCGACAAAAUCUUACUUUAAAUCUCAAUGAACCACGACAGGCGAACAAUAAGUUUGGUAGUUUGGAUUUACGUGGCUUAUCCAACAAUAAAGAGCUGAAUUUGAAUCUGAAUCAAGGAUUUACCAAUGCUGUUGACCUAAUUGAUGUCUCGAUACCUUUAGAGAGACAGGGUUGGUAUCAUGGAGCAAUUACCCGUAUAGAAGCGGAAACUACCUUAAGGCCCUUGGCGGAGGGUAGUUUUCUGGUGCGCAAUUGUGAAUCAACUAAACAGGAUUAUUCACUAUCACUGAAGGGAGCCAAAGGCUUUAUGCACAUGCGCAUACAACGCAACGAAUGUGGCCAAUACAUUUUAGGACAAUUCAGUCGUCCAUUUGAAACGGUGCCCGAUAUGAUAAGGCAUUUUUGUCUCAAUCGCCUACCCGUCCGUGGAGCCGAGCAUAUGUGCUUAAUCGAGCCCGUUAUUGCCCAAUUACUUUAAAAAAGUACUCGCGAUCGUCCUCCUCCUCCUCUUACUUUUCCGUACACCACCAACCCACGAUACAACACAACACAACAAAAAGUCAUCCAUUUACUAAUUACAUACAAAAACAAAUUAAACGUCAUAACAACAACAACAACUUACGCAUAAUCCAAAAAAUUAAAAUGAAAAAAAAAAAAAACAAAACGAAAGUUAAAUCUUCCAAGAAUAGUGUUAUUGUGAGAAGACAAAAAAAUAACAACAAACCAUACCAUAUAUACUACAAAAAGCACCCAUACUUAAUGUUAGAAACACUUAAGAAUGACUUAACCAAACCAAUUUUAUUUAUUUUCACAGACUCUUAUUUCUUAAGUUAACACUCACAGACGACAAUAUUACCUAUUUAUAAUUUUGAAACGUUUUUUUUUGUUGUAUUUUUGGAGAAAGACUUUUUCCAAACUCACUUACUAUUCUCAUUGGACUACAACAAAAAGAUACUUGAACAAAAUAUCAUGCAAUCACUACUACGUUAGAUAUGAAGUAAUAAUUCUACAAGAUCCUUAAAUUUUAAGUUUAAAGAUGAUAUAUUUGAUGGAAGGGAGAAAAGGUUAGCGAAUAUGAUUAGGUUAUAAUCUAGGCUUUUUUACUAUGCUAGGUAGUCAUUGUCAAUGCAUUGGUUCAAAAAUUACCUGAAUUAAAUUUUUGUUUUUACUUAUUGCCUUGAUAUGGUAAUUUGAAGUUUAAUUAGUGCUGACGUAACGUAAUAAUGGGGCACUUUGAAAAGUAACGAGUACUUGGAGUGCUUGAACUUCUAAAAUAAGCACCCACUAUGCUGGUAUAUUUCGUACGUGAUCCUGGGUUACCUUGGUUAAGUUACGUUAUUUCCACUAAUUAGCUUAGUAAACUUUUAAAUGUGUUUGUAUUAAAUACAUAUGAAAUUCUGUUUAUAUGAAAGAUAAAGCUACGAUCUAUAAAACUAUCAGCUAAUCACACAGACGGAUAAAACUGUUACUCGUACAAUAAGUUGAACUUACGUUACGUUAGUUCCACUAAUUAACUUAAGAAAUUCCUUGAUUUGAGAAAAUGUUGUGUUCAAUUCAUGUUAAUUUGGGUGUGUGAGCAAUAAAACUAUCAGCUAACCACUCGGACGGAUAAAACUGUUACUCAUUAGUUGAACUUACGUUACGUUAGUUCCACUAAUUAGCUUAACAAUCUUAGAUCUGAGUAAAUGUUGUGUUCAAUUCAUGUAAAUUUGGGCAUAUGAACAAUAAAACUGUCAGAUAAUCAAGCGGACGAAUAUAAUUCGGAAUGGUAUUGAUGAAUUGAACUUAUAAUUUUUUAUCCCUUGUUCCUUAAGGGAAUGUUCAUGGAAAAUGUAGUAUUUUUAUGAAUGUUUAAAUCAAUGGUUCGAUUCUGUAAUUUGUUGCAAUUUGUUACCAUAAUUUGGCAAAACAGAUUUUUUUUGCGAUGAUUUUUGAGCACUAUGCUGAAAAUAAUAUAAUUUGGAAACCGGAACACAAACAACUUUUCUAAAGGCCGAAGUGGGUUUCCCAAAGCCCCCAAGGCCACCUAGGGCCUUGUAAUUUUGCACGUCAUCUCGUUAACACCUCAGCACUAACUCUUUAAAUUUCGAAGAGUUCAAUUUACCUGUUCCCAAAACGGUAGAGUUUUAACUAUUUUUCUGUUUCUGUGAGUUUCUGUCUAUCUCACUCUAGACCAAAAUAUAAACAAAAAACAAAAAAACCUCCAAUGUUUCUGUCCGGGCUGCUUCAAAGAACUGGAUGUGCGUUAGCGUCACCUUCAAGUGCUUGGUCAUACUGCUUGUUUUCGCAUCAGCUACCCAAGGGCCAGACCAGCAGGGGAUUUUCCUUAUCAUACGGAAGAUACAAGGAGGCUAUGACCAGUAUUGGGUUUAUUAAUGUAAAAGUUAUAUGUGAUCUCCAGAAAGUGAGAGAGGUUAACCAUGUGCAACUUUGUCACACUGAAUCCCACCCUGUACUAGAGAUACAUGCCAACAUUAACUUUGAGAGAAGUUCACCAUGUGCAACUUUGUACUAUUGAAUCCCACCCUGUACUAGAGAGACAGGCCAACAAUAAAUUUUUCCAACUUACAAAUGCCUGCUGCUGAACUGCUCAAAUCAUUACAACGUUUGUUGUUAAUUAUUUCCAUUUUCUUUCCUUUUGGCCCACUGUGUCACACAAAUAUGGCCAAACUUAGUACUUGCCUAUGAUGGCUUUCACUAUGAAAAUUCAAUUAGUGGUCACGUAACGUCUAAAGGGUUACAUUUAAAAGAUACUGAGUUUUUUAAGUAUUUAAAGUUUCAAAUAAGCAGGAACCUUGCUGGUAUAUUAGAUUUAUGAGCCUAGAUUACUAAUUUACAUUACGUUAUUUCCACUAAUUAUCGUAAUAAAGACUUAGAUUUGUAUAAAUUUUAAGUUUAAUUCGCCUAAAUUUUGGUUUAAAUGAGGAAUAAACCAAUUAGCUUUAAAACUAUCAGCUUCUUAGACGGACGGUCAAAAAUUACAACUGUAAAUAUAUUUUACGUUACGUUAGAUCCACUAUUUAGCUUAACAUAUUGCUCAGGUUCAUAUUAGAAAGACUAAGAGACAUUACAACGACUGUUGUGAAUUGUUUCCAUUUUUUUUUGCGUUUUGGCCCACUGUGCGAAACAAAUAUGACAAAACUUUCUACUUGCCUAUGAUACCCUACAUGACUUUCAUUAUGCAAAAUUCAAUUAGUGGUAACGUAACGUUUAAAUGAGUCAUUUUGAAAAGUAUUGAGUUUUUGAAGUAUUUAUGGUACUUUUGGCCCACUGUGCGAAACAAAUAUGACAAAACUUUCUACUUGCCUAUGAUACCCUACAUGACUUUCACUAUGCGAAAUUCAAUUAGUGGUAACGUUACGUCAUAAUGGGGUCAUUUUGAAAAGCAUUGAGUUUUUGAAGUAUUUAAGGUUUCAAUAUAAGCAGGCAUCUUGCUGGUAUAUUAGAUUUAUGAGCCUAGAUUACCAAUUUGCAUUACGUUAGUUCCACUAAUUAUCGUAAUAAAGACUUAGAUUUGUAUAAAUUUUAAGUUUAAUUCACCUAAAUUUCGAUUUAAAUGAAAAAUAAACCAACGAGCUUUACAACUAUCAGCUUGUCAGAAGGAGGGAUAGUAAGUUAUAACUGUCAAUAUAUUUUACGUUACGUUAGAUCCACUAUUUAGCGUAACAUAUUGCUCAGGUUUUUAUUAGAAAGACUAAGAGACAUUACAACGACUGUUGUGAAUUGUUUCCAUUUUUUUGCGUUUUGGCCCACUGUGCGAAACAAAUAUUACAAAACUUUCUACUUGCCUAUGAUACCCUACAUGACUUUCAUUAUGCAAAAUUCAAUUAGUGAAAACGUAACGUCUAAAUGAGUCAUUUUGAAAAGUAUUGAGUUUUUGAAGUAUUUAUGGUACUUUUGGCCCACUGUGCGAAACAAAUAUGGCAAAACUUUCUACUUGCCUAUGAUACCCUACAUGACUUUCACUGUGCGAAAUUCAAUUAGUGGUAACGUAACGUUUAAAUGGGUCACUUUGAAAAGUAUUAAGUUUUUUUAAGUAUUUAAAGUUUCAAAAUAAGCAGCUACCUUGCUAGUAUAUCAGAUUUGUAAUCCUAGAUUACCAAUUUACAUUACGUUAGUUCUACUAAAUAGCCUAAUAAGUGCUUAGAUUUGUGUAAAGUUUAAGUUUAAUUCACAUAAAUUUCGGUUUAAAUGAAAAUUAAACCAACGAGUUUUAAAACUAUCAGCUAUUUAGACAGUCAGAUACAAGUUGUAGCUGUAAAAAUAUUUCACGUUACGUUAGAUCCACUAUUUAGCUUAACAUAUUGUUCAGGUUCACAUUAGAAAGACUAAAAGACAUUCCAUUUUUUUUGCUUUUUGCCCACUGUGCGUCUCAAAUAUGGCAAAAUUUUCUAUUUGCCUAUGAUACCCUACCUGACUUUCACUAUGAAAAUCCGAUUAGUAGUGACGUAACGUCUAAAUGGGUCACUUUAUCGAGUUUUUGAAGUAUUUAAGGUUUUAACAUAAGCAGGUAUCUUGCUGGUAUAUUAGAUUUACAAUAUAUGCCUGGAUUACCAAUUUCAAUUACGUUAGUUCCACUAAUUAACGUAAUAAUGUCUUAGAUUUAUGCAAAGUUUGUGUUUAAUUUACAUACAUUUGGGUUUAUUUGAGAGGUAAAGCAAGGAACUAUAAAACUCUCAGCCAGCUAUUCAGACGGACGGUUAAAAGUUAUACGUUACGUUAGUUCCACUAUUCAAUAAAUUUUCCAUGAACAUUUCACUAAUCAAUAGGGGAUGCAUUUCUCAUAUCAAUGAGUGCAGUUCGAUUACAGUUUAAGCUCAAUGAUAAGGGGCCUCCUUUUUUAUGCCGAGUCCGAACGACGAGCCGCAUAGCAACACCACUAGGUAGAGAAGUUUUAACAUGGCAGGAUUAUUCACAUUAGUAAGGGGAUAGCCACCGCUUACAAUUUUUCUGAUGUUCACAGCGGAAUUUGAACCCAGGCGUUGGGCGUCAUAGGCGGAUAUGCUAACUUCUACUCCAAGAUGGCCUUUAGCUUUACAUAUUCCUCAAUUUAUGUUUGGUCUUAAUUCAUGAAAAUUUCGGUUUAUAUGAAAGUAAGCUAUGAGCUAUGAAGUGGACGACGAAUAAUAUUCAUAAUAACACUGAAGAAUUGAACAUACCAUUCUUUGUAACACGUCUGUCUUGUGAUUGUUUAAGAAACUGCCAAUAUACAAUAAGCGUCAAAAGUGGGCCAACAUCCAUGCAAAGUUUUGCCUUUUGUAAGACAUGGAAAUGUUUAAAAUAUUACAAAUUUGCAAGAAUGUUGAAGAUACAGAUUUUGCUACGUUACAUUCUUAUCGCAAUCUUACAACAAACUACAUUUAAACGGGUGUUGACUCACUUUUGAUGCUCAUAGUAUUUCUGUUCCUUAAUGGAAUGUUUAUAGACAAAAUAUAAAGUAUUUCCCGGCUCAUAAAUACAAUCUUUUCAUUCUACCAAUAUCCUCCUAAUAGUUGGCUCAUUCUGUUCUCUAUUUGGCUGUUUCACUUUGCUAUUUUCUGCCAAUGGAAUCAUACCAAAAACUUUCAGAAAUCUUCAUUUCCUUUCCUUUUCCCAACUAUUUAUCAAAAUAUCAUCUUUAAUAAUUUUUUUAGCGUAGCUUAGUAUCUCAUUAAUGUAGCGUAAAGUGAAGUAACGCAAUGCAACGUAACGUAGCAUAACUCAAGGUUACGUACCACAAACGUUUAUCGUUUAUAGUAAAACAAAAAAAAAAAGGAAAAAACCACGGAACUUUGUUGAUUAAUUUUAUGUAACGGCUUAAAACUACUAUUGAAGCAGAAAAUUUAUAACAAAAAAAAAGAAUACAAAAAGACUCUCAAAGAGCAUAACUAUCUCUAUAACUUUAGGUUUGCAUAUGAGCGAUCAUAUUUAACUUAAGCUAUGUAGGAGUAAAAUAUGUGUAUCAUUAAACCGUCUUAGCUUAACAGUUAUUUAAAAACUAAUUUUCUUUAUUUAGUAUACUAUAUAAUUUCAAGUGCAAUAUCAUUUUUAAGUUAGCAGUUCAGUUAAAACGCAACGUAACGCAUCGUAAGGUUAUGUUGAAAAUCGUUUUUCUAGUUUAAGUUUCGAAAAAAUCCUAAAAAAGAAAACAUUUUUAGUCAGAGCGUGUGCCAAACAAUAAAUUUCGUUGAGACUUUUUUGGUUAGCCAAAAACUUUAAUUUUUUAAAGUGCAAUAACUAGACUUGUAGUAUUUUUCCUUCUCCCCCCCUCCCUCCAGUUUGAGUAUUAAAAUUGGUUUUUGUUUUUUUAAAGAAAAUUUUAUUCACAUUUUUCUGUUUUUAGUCUUUUUUUACAAAAUUUUUUGCUUU
Stomoxys calcitrans (stable fly) is the source of this 13261-nucleotide messenger RNA. RefSeq lists its product as uncharacterized. The transcript is spliced from 10 exons. Gene Ontology annotation, molecular function: phosphotyrosine residue binding. The record is from RefSeq and is a predicted model, not a curated record. NCBI's taxonomy places the organism in Eukaryota, Metazoa, Arthropoda, Insecta, Diptera, Muscidae. The coding region runs from base 2274 to 7391 and encodes 1705 amino acids.